Truncatella angustata is the source of this 2440-nucleotide messenger RNA. RefSeq names its product Dolichyl-phosphate-mannose-protein mannosyltransferase-domain-containing protein. The record is from RefSeq and is a predicted model, not a curated record. Gene Ontology annotation, molecular function: dolichyl-phosphate-mannose-protein mannosyltransferase activity. Bases 58 to 2391 code for a protein of 777 amino acids. Gene Ontology annotation, cellular component: membrane; endoplasmic reticulum. Gene Ontology annotation, biological process: protein O-linked glycosylation via mannose. Lineage: Eukaryota; Fungi; Ascomycota; Sordariomycetes; Amphisphaeriales; Sporocadaceae. The transcript has 3 exons.
CUCACCCCCCAAUCAUUUAUGCUUGGGUUUCCAUCAUCUGCGACAACUUAACACAACAUGGCGAAAGCCGUAGCAACGAAGCCCAAGGGCGCUUCGUUCGUUACGCCUGCGCCGCAAACUACCACGAAGCCUGUCGUAAAGAAGAACGAUGACUACACCUCUGACGGCGUCGAGGACAACGAUGUCUUCCUCUUGCCCAUCUCUGACUACAACGUCAUGGCUAUUGUCACCAUCCUGGGAGCUGUGGUUCGCCUUUUCCGCAUCUACCAGCCCACCAGCGUCGUCUUCGAUGAGGUGCACUUCGGUGGUUUCGCUUCCAAGUACAUCAAGGGCAAGUUCUUCAUGGACGUCCACCCGCCCCUCGCCAAGAUGCUCAUCGCCCUCGUUGGCUGGCUCGCCGGUUUCGAUGGAGAUUUCGAUUUCAAGGAUAUCGGCAAGGACUACCUCGAGCCCAACGUACCAUACGUUGCCAUGAGACUGUUCCCUGCCGUCUGCGGCAUUCUGCUCGUCCCCACCAUGUUCCUGACCUUGAAGGCUGUUGGGUGCCGAACCGCAACCGCUGCACUUGGUGCUUCCUUGAUCAUCUUCGAGAACGGUCUCCUAACACAAGCUCGGUUGAUCCUGCUCGACUCCCCCCUCGUACUCGCCACCGCUUUCACCGCUCUUGCCUUCACCUCCUUCACCAACCAGCAUGAACAGGGCCCUACAAAGGCAUUCUCGGCCAGCUGGUGGUUCUGGCUGGUCAUGACUGGUCUGGGACUCGGCACAACCUUCAGCAUCAAAUGGGUUGGUCUUUUCACAAUUGCCUGGGUUGGUUCCUUGACUCUGGUUCAGCUUUGGGUUCUCCUCGGCGACACCAGGACCGUUACCAUGCGCAUUCUCGCCAAGCACUUCCUGGCGCGUGUCUUCUGCUUGAUCAUCAUUCCCGCCACUUUCUACAUGGCAAUGUUCGGCAUCCACUUCCUAUGCCUCACCAAUCCCGGAGAGGGAGAUGGUUUCAUGAGCUCCGAAUUCCAGGCUACUCUGAACAACAAGGGCAUGCAAGACGUUCCUGUUGAUGUUGCUUGGGGAAGCAGAGUCUCCCUCAGACACGUCAAUACCCAAGGCGGAUAUCUGCACUCACACCCUCUGAUGUAUCCUGGCGGCAGUCAACAGCAGCAGAUUACUCUCUACCCGCACAAGGAUGACAACAACAUUUGGCUUCUCGAGAAUCAGACUCAACCUCUUGAUGUGAACGGUGAGCCCAUCAACGGCACAGCUGCUUGGGACAAGGUCAGCAACAUAACCGAGAACUACAUCAAGGAUGGCGACGUCAUGCGCUUGUACCAUCUCCCUACCCACAGACGUCUUCACUCACACGAUGUCCGACCUCCUGUGAGCGAGGCCGAAUGGCAGAACGAGGUUUCCGCAUAUGGUUAUGAGGGAUUCCCUGGUGAUGCUAAUGAUCUUUUCCGUGUUGAGAUUGUCAAGAAGGAAUCAAGUGGGGCCCUCGCCAAGGAGCGUCUUCGAACCAUUCAGACCAAGUUCAGACUCGUCCACAUCAUGACUGGCUGCGUUCUUUUCUCGCACAAGGUCAAGCUUCCUGACUGGGCUUCUGAGCAGCAGGAGGUUACCUGCGCCAAGGGCGGUACUCUCCCCAACAGCUUGUGGUACGUUGAGUAUAACGAGCAUCCUUCUCUCGGCCCCGAUGCUGAGAAGGCAAACUAUGUCCGUCCCGGCUUCUUUGGCAAGUUCUGGGAACUCCAAAAGGUCAUGUGGCGAACCAAUGCCGGCCUGGUUGAGUCGCACGCCUGGGAUUCUCGUCCCGAGUCGUGGCCCAUCCUGCGUCGUGGCAUUAACUUCUGGGGUAAGGACAACCGUCAAAUCUAUCUGAUUGGCAACCCUAUCGUCUGGUGGUCAUCUACUGUUGCUGUUAUCCUUUACGUGCUCUUCAAGGGUCUAGCUGUUCUUCGAUGGCAGCGUAGCUGCAGGGACUAUGAUAACGCGACCUUCAAGCGAUUCGAUUAUGAGAUUGGUACUUCAGUUCUAGGAUGGGCUCUGCACUACUUCCCAUUCUUCUUGAUGCAGCGCCAGCUGUUCCUGCACCACUACUUCCCAGCACUGUAUUUCGCUGUCAUGGCCUUCUGCCAGGUCUAUGAUUUCGUUACCGCGCGAUUCCCCUUGCCAGGUAUCCGUAGCAACCCCAUCAUCAACAAGACAGGCGCAAUCGCCAUCCUGGCUCUUUCCGCUGCUGUCUUCGCCCUCUAUUCGCCCUUGGCCUAUGGAAACGCCUGGACCAAGGACGAGUGCCGUCGCGUCAAGCUGUUUGACACCUGGGAUUGGGACUGCAAUACUUUCCUUGAGAGCGUAAGUGUUCCUACACAUGGCAUGCCAUCUAGAGGGAGGGCUUAACCCCUCGCAUCUGCAUGAGAGAGGCUUACGAUGCCUACGACAAGAUUAC